This is a messenger RNA of Capsaspora owczarzaki ATCC 30864, 1574 nucleotides long. RefSeq names its product vacuolar protein sorting factor 4B. The transcript has 7 exons. The record is from RefSeq and is a predicted model, not a curated record. Gene Ontology annotation, molecular function: ATP binding; ATP hydrolysis activity. Bases 81 to 1406 code for a protein of 441 amino acids. NCBI's taxonomy places the organism in Eukaryota, Filasterea, Ministeriida, Capsasporidae. Gene Ontology annotation, biological process: endosomal transport; vacuole organization.
GCCAGUCUAUCAUCGCAGAACAGCAAAAAUCAAAACCUCCGCUUUUUGACUGUCUGAACACUCGUUUGUGCGACCCGAACAUGGCAGACUGUAACUUUCUGCAGAAGGCGAUCGAUCUCGUCACGAAGGCUACAGAGGAGGACAACAAGAAGAACUUUGAGGAGGCCUUCCGGCUCUACCAGCACUCGCUCGAGUACUUUAUGACUGCGCUCAAGUACGAGCGAAACGACCGAUGCAAGCAGAGCAUUCGGGAAAAGUGCGAACAGUACCUGGAGCGCGCAGAAAAGAUCAAAAAGCACAUUGAUUCCACCAAAAACGGCGGCUCUGACAAGAAAAAGGCCGUUGCUGCUGGCAGCGCACCAUCCAAGAACGGAACGGGUGGUGACGACGACGAUGACGAGGAUCCUGAAAAGAAAAAGAUGCGUGGUGCACUUGCCGGCGCCAUCGUCUCGGAAAAGCCAAACGUCAAGUGGGAUGAUGUGGCUGGCCUCGAGCAAGCCAAGGAGGCCUUGAAGGAGGCUGUCAUUCUGCCGAUCAAAUUCCCACAGUUGUUCACUGGCAAGCGCACCCCGUGGCGUGGCAUCUUGCUGUACGGGCCGCCCGGUACCGGCAAGAGUUAUCUUGCCAAGGCAGUUGCGACAGAGGCGCAGGCAACCUUCUUCUCCAUCUCCUCAUCCGACCUUGUGUCAAAGUGGCUCGGCGAGUCUGAAAAGCUCGUCAAGCAGCUGUUUGAAAUGGCACGCGAAAACAAGCCAGCCAUUAUCUUUAUCGACGAGGUUGAUUCGUUGUGUUCCUCCCGUAGCGACAACGAGUCUGAAUCUGCUCGCCGCAUCAAGACCGAGUUCUUGGUUCAGAUGAACGGCGUUGGUGUGGACAAUGACAAGGUUCUUGUGCUCGGUGCCACCAACAUUCCAUGGGCACUUGAUGCUGCCAUCCGACGACGAUUUGAAAAGCGCAUUUACAUUCCGCUGCCAGAGUUUCCAGCUCGUGUAAAAAUGUUCCAGUUGCACCUGGGCAACACUCCUCAUUCCAUGGUCCCUCAAGACUUCCAAGAGCUUGGGCGCAUGGCAGAAGGCUACUCUGGCGCGGAUAUUGGCAUUGUUGUCCGCGAUGCAUUGAUGCAACCGGUUCGAAAAGUGCAAACCGCCACGCACUUCAAGCGCGUGCGUGGACGACUGCCAUCAAAUCCUGAUGUUGAAGUGCACGAUUUACUCUCUCCCUGCUCUCCAGGCGACCCUGGCGCAAUUGAAAUGAGCUGGAUUGACGUGCCAAGUGAGAAGCUGUUCGAGCCGAUUGUUCAAAAGAACGACAUGCUGCGCUCUCUCGCAUCGGUCAAGCCCACUGUUGGUGAGAAGGAUCUCGAGAAGCAGAUCGAGUUUACGAACGAGUUUGGCCAAGAAGGGUAAAGCCCGCUGCUGCUCCGCUCUUCCUUCUCUCACACGCUUGUACUGUUUUUUUUUCUGCCUGGUUGCUGCCUUGUAUCAGUGGUGUACGCUUUUUUGUUUGUAGUUACAUCUGUGAGUUUGUUAUCUUGGAUGAUUGGUACAAUAACGAAUUAACAUCAAGUUGUUUCA